UCAGAGAAGAAGGAGGACACGUGAAGAGCUAAAAUUUAGCAAGUGGCCAUUGCUCGUUUGUUAUUGCGAUAUUUGCUAGUUUUUUUUUCUUAGGCAUUACUGAAAUGAAGCUAUUAACGCAUAAUAUGUUGACAUCGCACGUGAAAGGUGUGACUAAAGGAUACCCUCUCUUGAUUAAGGCAACGGAAGUCAAAGUAAAUGAAGUGGAGUUCCAGCCUCAGUUUGUGAGCCGAAUGAUUCCGAAACUGGAGUGGAGUGCUUUGAUCCAAGCAGCCGAAGGGCUGGGAUACUUGCAAGACUUGCCCAACGCGCCCAUAUCAAACUAUGAGAAUAAUGAAGAGUUCUUACGGAAAGUGCACCGGGUUCUGCUGGAGGUGGAGGUAAUUGAAGGGUGUCUGCAAUGCCCUGAGUCUGGCAGACAAUUCCCCAUCUCUAAGGGAGUCCCUAACAUGCUCCUCAAUGAAGAUGAGUCAUAGACAACUUACCUACUCCUGUUUCUUUCAGUAACAAACAGAUACAGCAUCGCUGAUAUAUCGGAUUACAAAAGAGUAGGGUUGGACUUUGCCAGAAAAGCCAUCAGUAAUCCAAAUAGUAUUUGUCAUUUUUGCAUUUAAGCCUUUUAUUGCUAAUGUUCUGUUAACUGUUGUUUGUCUUUGAUUAUUAUUCUUUAUGAAUAUUUUUGAAAUAAACUGUAAAUGUUGCAAAAUUGCAUUUAAUAUUUGAUGAUUUGUUAAUCAGGUUUGUUACUGACAGUUGCAAAUAAUUUGAACAUUUGUAAUGAAUACGCUUGUAUUGAUAUCUUUAAGAAAAAUGCCUUCUCAGAAAAAUGAUUUUUGCCAAAUGCAAUAGAUUCAUUAGAUAAAAAUGUAGAUGGGGUACAGUUACAGCUUUAUAAUAACAUUCUAAAUCAUUCUAAAACAUUCUAAAUCAUUGUGUUUCGAGACAGAGGGAAAACUGUGCUCUAAAGGUGGAUUAUUUGUUUUUCUCGAGUGUAAUAAUCUGCCUUCGUUUACCAUCAAGGAGAGUUCACUAAUUCUUACUAAGUUGCAAACAGUCAUUUACACAUGGAAAGUAUCUUUGUAGAUGAAAUAUUUUUAAAAGGUUUGUGAGAAAUAAAUUUCAGUCUUAAGCAAAA
Molecule: messenger RNA, 1135 nt
Organism: Electrophorus electricus (electric eel)
Lineage: Eukaryota; Metazoa; Chordata; Actinopteri; Gymnotiformes; Gymnotidae
Gene: trmt112
Product: tRNA methyltransferase activator subunit 11-2
Biological process (GO): rRNA (guanine-N7)-methylation; peptidyl-glutamine methylation; tRNA methylation
Molecular function (GO): protein heterodimerization activity
Source: RefSeq, a predicted model, not a curated record